Molecule: messenger RNA, 1557 nt
Organism: Penicillium diatomitis
Lineage: Eukaryota; Fungi; Ascomycota; Eurotiomycetes; Eurotiales; Aspergillaceae
Product: putative cyclopropane-fatty-acyl-phospholipid synthase
Exons: 4
Coding region: 1-1557 (518 amino acids)
Biological process (GO): cellular response to biotic stimulus
Source: RefSeq, a predicted model, not a curated record
AUGACGACUCGCCACCCGGAGUCCACUGAGGACUUCGAGUUCAUUCAGACACCGGAAGCUCCUGUGCAGACCAAGCCUGCCUUUGACUGCGGUGUUCCUACUACUCUGUACCCUGCUAUCAAGAAUGCUCCCGUCCCUGCUGAUUCGCCUGGCAGCGACAGCUUCUCCAAUGCCUUGAUGAUCUUUCUUGUCGUCGUGAUCCCUUGGUACCUUGCUCGCCAAGUUGGAGGUGGUUUCUACACCACCAUCUUCUUCGCUGUGUUCACCACUAUUCCCAUCCUUAUGGCCUUCUGGACUGUUGCUUCCUCAAUCUCCCCUCGCAAGACUGAGAAGGCCAAGUACUGUGGCCGUCCCGUCGAGUACUAUCUGAACUUCCACAGCGAGCAUGACCGUGCCACCUAUCAUGGCAAGAGCAAGAUCCCUAUGGAGACUUUCUACGAGAAGUACUUCAAUGGCGAAGUUGACUUCAAGAUGGAUGCCUUGGAGGCUCUGGAGUACCGUCAUGACUGGGCCAACUUCAAGUUCACCAUGGGUCUCUUCAAGCACUUCCUGUUCGGCUUCAUUCCUGAGAUGCUGAUGCACACUCGUUCCCAGGACGAGGAGCAGGUUCGUGACCACUACGAUCGCGGUGAUGACUUCUACGCCUGGUUCCUCGGCCCUCGCAUGAUCUACACCUCCGGUAUCAUCAGUGACAUCAACAAGGAGGAGUCUCUGGAAGAGCUCCAGGACAACAAGCUUGCUGUUGUUUGCGAGAAGAUCGGGAUCCAGCCCGGUGAUAAGAUGCUCGAUCUCGGCUGCGGCUGGGGUACUCUUGCAAAGUUUGCUUCUGUCCACUACGGUGCUCAUGUUACGGGUAUUACUCUCGGUCGUAACCAGACUGCCUGGGGUAACAAUGGUCUGCGGAAGGCUGGCAUUGAGGAGUCUCAAAGCCGAAUUGUCUGCUCCGACUACCGCGAUUCUCCCCGCGUUGAGGGAGGCUACCAGAAGAUUACCUGUCUUGAGAUGGCUGAGCACGUUGGUGUCCGUCACUUCGCUAGCUUCUUGUCCCAGGUCUAUGAGAUGCUCGAGGACGACGGUGUGUUCUUCCUGCAGAUCGCUGGUCUCCGCAAGUCCUGGCAGUACGAGGACCUCAUCUGGGGUCUCUUCAUGAAUAAGUACAUCUUCCCCGGUGCCGAUGCCUCCACUCCCCUUGGCUUCGUUGUUGAUCGUCUUGAGGGCGCUGGCUUCGAGAUCAAGGCUGUUGAUACCAUUGGUGUUCACUACUCUGCCACCCUGUGGCGCUGGUACAGAAACUGGAUGGGCAACAAGGGCAAGGUUGAGGCCAAGUAUGGCAAGAGAUGGUUCCGCAUCUGGGAGUACUUCCUUGCUUCCUCCACCAUCACCUCUCGCCAGGGCGGUGCCACUUGCUGGCAACUCACCCUUGUCAAGAACAUCAACUCUACUCACCGCAUUGACGGUAUCAAGACUCAGUUCGGUCUUACUGGUGCCCGUCAGGCCGCCAUCGAGCGUGCCAACGGUGUCCUGCCCAAGGCCCACGUUGUCAAGAAGGACCUGUAG